Messenger RNA from Trichosporon asahii var. asahii CBS 2479, 825 nucleotides. RefSeq lists its product as uncharacterized. Lineage: Eukaryota; Fungi; Basidiomycota; Tremellomycetes; Trichosporonales; Trichosporonaceae. The coding region runs from base 1 to 825 and encodes 274 amino acids. The record is from RefSeq and is a predicted model, not a curated record. The transcript has 2 exons.
AUGUCGGACUCUGAAGCUGCCUUCAACUGGCUCCAGUCAAAUCUCCCCUCGGUACUCUCCAAGUUUGGCACUGAGGUCGACCUCUCCUGUUGGGUGACUGGCGGAGACAGUGCCGGCGCCGCAAUCGCGGCCUGGGGUUCGCUCCGCUUGGAACCCAUGCCCACAGCCUUCGUGUCAGUAUACGGCAUGUCGACCUGCAGUGACCCCUACUUCCUCCCGCCCGGCCGGGACCCGCCGCUGAAUAAGGUCGUCAACUCGCUGCAGGCGAUCCAGGCGUUCUGCGACGAGCGCGACCCGGCGAAAGCCGAGUUCUGCGGCGUGUUCAAGCACGAGCUCCCGCCCAACCUCACUCUGGGGCAGUUACAGGCGUACUGGGGCCUGCCAUCGGACUGGGAACCGCCAAAGACGGCCCAGAUGCGCAUCGACAUGAUGACGUACGAAUACGAGCGGCGGCUCAUGAGCGUGAUCGGUGGACGGAGGGAGACGUUCAACAGCGACGAGGAGUGGAUGGAGAGCUUGAAGCCGCUCGAUGUCGUUCGGCAGGUGCAUGAGAGGAAGCGGUUCCCGCCAGCAUUCAUGGUGCACGGGGAGAAGGACUGGACCGUUCCGACGUACCAUACGCGAAACCUCGAGGCGGCGUUGCGCGCCGAGGGUCUGCCGUGCAGAGCAAUGUACCUGCCCGGCGAGCUGCACAACUUUGACCUAAAGAUCGCCGGCCCGCAAGAUCCGGAAUGGGACACGGUCAUUACCCCCUUGCUCGACUUUGUCGAUUCGUACGUGUACGGCGACGCGGCGGAACGUUCGCCAAAGGAGAGCCGGUUGUAA